This is a messenger RNA of Bactrocera oleae (olive fruit fly), 1149 nucleotides long. RefSeq names its product cuticle protein 16.5-like. The record is from RefSeq and is a predicted model, not a curated record. Lineage: Eukaryota; Metazoa; Arthropoda; Insecta; Diptera; Tephritidae.
UGCGGCUACGCAAACAUUACCCGCUUUAUGCUUGUCACUUGAUAGGCGUACUCGUAUCACCAGCGCUCUAGGCACACAACAAAAAACUUUUGUAAGUUCGUGCAUGUAUGUGUGUAUGGUAUAUGUGAUCGUAAGCACAUACGCAUGCGCAUUGUUUAGCCCUAAUCGAGAGCAUGUCGGAAAGUUUAAGCAUUUGAUACGUUCGAGGGAUUAUCAGACCGGUUUUGUUCUUGUGUGGGAGACAAAACAUUGCCAAAAAGAUAUUUUCUAGAAGAAUUUUCAACUGUUUGAAAUUACAAACGGCACGACACAUCCGCGUUCACUAUCCGGAUCACUUGCACGAGCACACAUAUGUAGAUAGAAGUCAAAUCCGCGAAACAUGUAGGGAAAUAUCUAAGCUCUUACGAUUUAAUCACAAACAACCAAUUUAAGUAAUACAAAACAACAGCAAUAAUAGCAAUGGGUCGCGUUGCAAAGUAGGUGUGACGCUGAUUAGCGCGAGUGAUAGAAAUUGACAAAUAACGAGUGAUCAAGUACUGGUGAGCAAAUGUCUUUUUCUGUGGAAAUCUUCAUACAAACAAAUAGUUGAAUAUUCAUAAUAUUGUCCUCUUUUGUUUUUUGCUUUGCGUUGAAGAACAGAAUUAUUGUAAAUUUUCGUAUAAAUAAUUGUCCCUGAGUGACAGUUGAUAUCAGUUAACUCAUCGAAGUCGAUUAACCACAAACUAUAACAAAAUGAAAUUCCUCAUCUGCUUGGCUCUCCUCUUCGCCUUCGCUCAAGCCAAUCCUGGUUUGGUGGCUCCUUUGACCUACUCCGCCGCUGCUGUGCCCGCCUAUGCCACCUACGCUGCAUCUCCCUAUGCCGCCUCUUCAUAUGUCGCUUCUCCCUAUGCCGCCGCUCCUUAUGCCGCUUACUCCACCUAUGCCGCUCCUGCCGUCGCCACCUACUCUCACGCCGCUUACUCCGCCCCAGCAGUGGCCACUUACUCCCAUGUUGCUGCUCCUGCUGUCUACAGCGCUCCUGUUGCACGUGGCGCUGCGGUAGCUCCAGUUGCUCCAGUCACCUACUCCGCUCCCUUGGUGUCCACUUUGUUGAAGAAGAAAUAGACUGUUGACAAAAAAGUUAAUAAAUGGCAUAUAAAUAAAUCCAAA